AUGAAGUUCUUCACCGCCGUCGCCAUGACCGCCAUGGUCUCCUUCGCCGCCGCCGCCACCCAGGCCGACAUCCCCGACUGCGCUAAACCCUGCGCCGCCGCCGCCGCCAAGAAGGUCGGCUGUGCCGCCGACGACGUGAAGUGCGCUUGCGCCCACCAGUCCGACAUCCGCACCGAGGCCGCCAGCUGCGUCAUGGAGAAGUGCAGCUCCGACGACGCCGUCAAGGCCGCCAAGGUCGCCUCGGAUCUCUGCAAAUAA
Messenger RNA from Diplodia corticola, 258 nucleotides. RefSeq lists its product as uncharacterized. Lineage: Eukaryota; Fungi; Ascomycota; Dothideomycetes; Botryosphaeriales; Botryosphaeriaceae. The record is from RefSeq and is a predicted model, not a curated record. Bases 1 to 258 code for a protein of 85 amino acids. The transcript has 3 exons.